AUGAAAAGAAAGCGUGGACCAUAUAACCAAUGGACUGACAAGGAGCUCAAUCUGGUGUGCUAUCUUCGAUGCAUCCGUCAUUGGCCCUUUUCAAAAAUCCAAAAGGUGAACUUUCCACUACUUUCCCAACACGCAGUUGGCGCGGCCUAUAGGCAUUUACCUCCGGAAGAGCGCACACGCCGGGCGCUCUCUGCUGUGCCCGUCAUUGCCGAGUCCCUGCGCACCACAGGACGUAACUCUCCAAGUCAAACGCAGCCAGAGUUCUCAAAUCCGGAACGGGGACCAAUUCACCCUAGCUCCACAAAUAUCGAGAUCGAACUUACACCGUCGACCUCAAAUAGCAAUACCUCAAACCGGUACAAUCUCCGACCAAACAGACCGACAUCUUUCGCAGAGCGAAAGCCACAAUAUAUGGUCGACCGCGUCCAUUUUCCUCACUUCUUCGAAUCGUAUAGCGAUCAUCUCAAGCCAUACGACCUACUGGACAGUGAAUACGUUCCCCUUUCGCAUACACCUACCCCAGGCUCGUCGGAAUAUUCUCACUCCGUCAACUCUACUCAACCAAGUGAGGCCUCGAGUCUCGAACUAUUUGGUCUGGAGCCUCGAUCUCCUGAACUAUCGGACUACACGCCUUCUGUCCACUCAAUUCGCUCAAGUGGCUCGUCAAGUGCCGAAUUCUUUAGCACCGAAGAGCCUUGA
This is a messenger RNA of Penicillium antarcticum, 699 nucleotides long. RefSeq lists its product as uncharacterized. The record is from RefSeq and is a predicted model, not a curated record. The transcript has a single exon. NCBI's taxonomy places the organism in Eukaryota, Fungi, Ascomycota, Eurotiomycetes, Eurotiales, Aspergillaceae. The coding region runs from base 1 to 699 and encodes 232 amino acids.